This is a messenger RNA of Kickxella alabastrina, 839 nucleotides long. RefSeq lists its product as uncharacterized. The transcript has a single exon. NCBI's taxonomy places the organism in Eukaryota, Fungi, Kickxellomycota, Kickxellomycetes, Kickxellales, Kickxellaceae. The coding region runs from base 196 to 789 and encodes 197 amino acids. Gene Ontology annotation, molecular function: nucleic acid binding; zinc ion binding. The record is from RefSeq and is a predicted model, not a curated record.
CAAAGCGGCCAAAGCGGCCAAAGAAUAAAACAAAUUCAUUCUGAUCACACUUUGCAUCCCCCAAGUCUUCACCCGCCCAUUGCUGGUGCCAGCAGACCUACCCCCGCUCCUCAAAGCGCGGGCAUUUGAUCCGCACAACAAAUAGCGUAUACGCUUUUUAAAAUAUUCGUCUUUUCAUAUUUUUAAUAUUCACCAAUGGAAGACCAAAAGCGCGGUAUCGAGGCAUUCGAGCGACUGGUCAAAGGCAACGACGUAGCAUCCGCACGAGGCGCUUGCAAGAAGUGUGGUGGCAUGGGUCACCUCACUUACGAGUGUAAAAACAACUUGAAAAUCGAGUCCAAGCCAAACGCAUUGACCAAGAGGGACCCGUUUGCCGACGAAAAGGCCAAGUUGCGGGCAGAGAUUGAAAUGCUCAAACGAGAGAAGGACAAAAACCAAAACAGACGCGAGCCAGAUAAGAAGCACAGGAAGCGCAAAAGUAGGAGGCGCUCGCCGUCGCCGUCUUCCAGUGACUCAAGAAGCUCCGGUUAUGAAAGUAGCUCGAGUAGCAGCAGCAGUGAGCCACGUUCGAGAAAACGCCGCGGACACGCGAGCAAAUCCAAGGAUAGUCGUCGCCAUUGUGACCGUCGGCGUCGCCGGUCGCGCUCGCCAAGCGAUUCUAGCAGCAGCAGCACCUCUUCGAGCGAGUCCGACUCCGACUCUGAGCCCGAGGUCAAGGCAAAGCGCUCAAGCACCAGUAAGCGAGAGAAGAAGGGCUCAAAGACUAGAACCGCAGUGGCCGAAAAAUAGCUCCUAAUUCUGCAAUGUAGACUGUAAUAUAAUAUGCGAUAUACUCAAGU